Colius striatus (speckled mousebird) is the source of this 2404-nucleotide messenger RNA. RefSeq names its product secreted frizzled related protein 1 (gene SFRP1). The transcript has 3 exons. Gene Ontology annotation, biological process: canonical Wnt signaling pathway; negative regulation of canonical Wnt signaling pathway; non-canonical Wnt signaling pathway. NCBI's taxonomy places the organism in Eukaryota, Metazoa, Chordata, Aves, Coliiformes, Coliidae. Gene Ontology annotation, molecular function: Wnt-protein binding. The coding region runs from base 1 to 936 and encodes 311 amino acids. The record is from RefSeq and is a predicted model, not a curated record.
AUGGGCAGCGUGCGGGGGCCGCGCGGGGCCGCGCUGCGGGCGCUGCUGUCGCUGGCCACCGGGCUCCUGGCGUGCGGCGGGGCCAGCGAGUACGACUACGUCAGCUACCAGUCCGACCUGGGCCCCUACCCGGGCGGGCGCUUCUACGCCAAACCGCACCAGUGCGUGGCCAUCCCCCCCGACCUGCGGCUCUGCCACAGCGUGGGCUACGACAAGAUGGUGCUGCCCAACCUGCUGGACCACGAGACCAUGGCCGAGGUGAAGCACCAGGCCAGCAGCUGGGUGCCGCUGCUCAACAAGAACUGCCACAUGGGCACCCAGGUGUUCCUCUGCUCCCUCUUUGCCCCCGUGUGCCUGGACCGGCCGGUGUACCCGUGCCGCUGGCUCUGCGAGGCUGUGCGUGACUCCUGCGAGCCUGUCAUGCAGUUCUUUGGCUUCUUCUGGCCCGAGAUGCUCAAGUGUGACCAGUUUCCCCAGGACGACGUCUGCAUUGCCAUGACGGCUCCCAACGCCACCGAGGUCUCCAGGCCCAGAGGAACAACUGUGUGUCCCCCCUGUGACAACGAGAUGAAGUCAGAGGCCAUCGUGGAGCAUCUGUGUGCCAGCGAGUUUGCUCUCAAGAUGACCAUAAAGGAAGUGAAGAAGGAGAAUGGGGACAAGAUGAUCAUCCCCAGGAAGAGGAAGGCGCUGAAGCUGGGGCCCAUCAGGAAGAAGAACCUGAAGAAGCUGGUGCUGUUCCUGAAGAACGGCGCCGACUGUCCCUGCCAUCAGCUGGACAACCUCGGCCACUACUUCCUCAUCAUGGGCCGCCAGGUGAAGACCCAGUACCUGCUGACAGCCAUCUACAAGUGGGACAAGAAGAACAAAGAGUUCAAGAAGUUCAUGAAGAAGAUGAAGUCUCCCGACUGCCCGACGUUUCCGUCCGUCUUCAAGUGAUGGCUGGGACGCGGCGCAGCCCGGCUCCUCCGCAGCUGGGACGCUGGAGCCCGGCCCUCCUGCUCUUCCCUCCUGCUCCUUGGAGCUUCCCUGGCUGCCCCCAGCCCUUCCCACCUCCCUGCUGCCAGCGUUUGCCCGAUUGCCCGGGCGUGUGGGUGCGUGAGGUCACGCGCCGCCUACGUCCCACAGCGCCCGAAGACCCGUCGCCGUCCGCAGCCGAUCGCAGCUCUCAGGUGAAGAGGGCGAGCAGAGGGGUGUGGAGUGAGGGCAGAGACAUCACAGGCUUGCAGAAAGGACCUUUGUGACCACGUCACUGCCAUCUUCACGGCUCUCAAUUCAUCCCAGUUUGAGCCAGAGCCAGACAGACAAACGUCCCGUCUUCACGCUGCAAGUUAAUGAACAAGUAGUGGGAAGCUGUUCCCACCUCUGAUGGAACCUCCCGCUGCCCAACUGCCCUCACUGUAAAACACCACCAACAGAAACCCCCUUGUAGUCUAAGCCUGCUUAGUUUAAGCCUUAACCCCGGGGUCUUUGUGAUCAGCUGCCUCGGGGAGCGUUCCCUCACCAGCACCUCGUGCCGCUGGGACGCCUGCCCUGGCCGCUGCCACGCCGAGCCCUCGAGCCCCUGCUGCUCCUUCCAGCAGCCCCAGGCUCCUCAGGGGAGAGCUCGUGGCCCAGCUCCUCCAGCUUGUGUCUCUCCUUAACUUCACCAGUGGCACUUUCCUAGCUGCACCAGCUUGCAGGAGGGCUUGUUCCCGUGGAGUGCCACGGGCAGCGCCUCGUCGCUGUCCUCCCCCCGCUGCGGUGGCUGUGGGACCUUUCAGUGUCUAGCUUUUUGUCUGUUUGAUGUGUGGCAGCUUGGCUUUGCAUCAUUCUGGCUUUGGGGGUUUGGGGUGGUUUUUCUUCUUCUUUCCCAGCUCAAACUGUCACGUUAGAGUGAGGUCAAACAGCUCAUGAAAGACAAAGGACAACACAUCCAAGUGGUCGCGUUCCUGGCCAAGCUGAGAUUGGUUGUUCCAUUAAUUGGAGGAGUUCUCUCAGUGGAGAUGUGGAUCCACGUGAAUUACACUGUUGUGCUUCCAUUCAGUGUUCUCAUCCAUCACAGUUACCCAAAGACAACAAACAUCUUGCAUCUGAGGUGAUCCUGUUGUGUUGCAGUUGAGCGAAGUAACAGAUCCUCGGGUCUGAGGUUUAAACCAACCCCACUCCAAGCUGGGAAAUCAAUUACUGCUCAGCUCAGGAGUGCUGUUUAUUCCCCACCUGGGACUGGAGCCCUGGACUUGCUUGGAGAGGAAUGCUGUGCAGGAGCCAAGCGCACUGAGGAGUGAUGUUCCACAGCUAACAGAUGGAUUUAGGAUGUGAACUCUGUAGAGAAGUCCCACUAGGUUGUCUUAGGCCACCAUUUGUAGUAGUUGUUGUUCUUUUGAUGCAGAAUUAAUCCUUGUAGAUAAUGUGCUUUAUCAGUGAA